AUGUGCCUUGUCUCCCCUCGGCUUUUCACUCACUCCCGUUUCUCUCUCGAUCCUCCACCCUCCGUUCCACAUGCUGCUACUUAUCUGAUCGGCGCUUCUCAUCUCAUCGCCGCCGUGAUUGUCUCGCCGUGCAGCCGCUUGCACUACAACUACUUGUGGGGAGAAAUUCCCUCGUUUCUCGUGGGCCUCCCGAAACUCACCAAUCUCGUGGCUUACUACAACUACUUCAUUGGCACCGUGCCCGCGCUCGGCCCGUGGCUGCUCUCUCUCGACGUGCGAGGCAACAUCCUCACGGACCUGCCCACAGCGAGCUACACGUGGUGCGGCUGUGCCGGGAACUGCAUGGCAGCAGUGACAGCGGCCGCCAAGUGCAUCAGCGGCGGCUCGGGUCAGCGGCCUGCGGCUGAUUGUGCCCCCUGCGGCACCACCAACGCCGUGGGGCCCUUCUGCACGGCUGGCGGAGUGUGCACGGUGGACGCGAGUGCACGCAUUAGUGCCGGCACUGUGAACUUGCCGGCGCAGCCCGCACUGCCCAUGACGUGCUCGCUCCUCAUGGAUUGGAUUGUGCGUGCUCCUCACCGGUCUCCUCUCCAUGCUCCUCACCUCGUGCUCCUCACCCCGUGCUCCUCACCCCGUGCUCCUCACCCCGUGCUCCUCACCCCGUGCUCCUCACCCCGUGCUCCUCACCCCGUGCUCCUCACCCCGUGCUCCUCACCCCGUGCUCCUCACCCCGUGCUCCUCACCCCGUGCUCCUCACCCCGUGCUCCUCACCCUGUGCUCCUCACCCCGUGCUCCUCACCCCGUGCUCCUCACCCCGUGCUCCUCACCCCGUGCUCCUCACCCCGUGCCCCUCACCCCGUGCCCCUCACCCCGUGCCCCUCACCCCGUGCUCCUCACCCCGUGCUCCUCACCGUGCUCCUCACCCCGUGCCCCUCACCCGUGCUCCUCACCGUGCUCCUCACCCCGUGCCCCUCACCCCAUGCCCCUCACCCCGUGCUCCUCACCCUGUGCUCCUCACCCCGUGCUCCUCACCGUGCUCCUCACCGUACUCCUCACCGUACUCCUCACCGUGCUCUUCCGCUUCAUCCCUCCACUGUCCCCAACACCACACUGCGUGCCGCUCCUCACUCCUCUUAG
Molecule: messenger RNA, 1137 nt
Organism: Closterium sp. Naga37s-1
Lineage: Eukaryota; Viridiplantae; Streptophyta; Zygnematophyceae; Desmidiales; Closteriaceae
Source: the annotation of a GenBank genome assembly